AGUAUGUAAAAUACCAUUUCUAUAGGAAAUCUCAAACUAAAGUAAAAUACCAGUCCAAGUUAGUGUGUGUUUAUAUAAAUUUACAACUGACUUAUGAUUCAGUACCAAACAUUUCGAGACAAAGUCAAAUUGAAAGAAACUUUCAAUAAUGAAGAGCAUUAUUUUAGUUUUAGCAAUAACAGCAGCCGCUUCAUCUCUGCCGAUUGAUAUAAUUCAAGAUGAAAAUGAUCAAGAAUAUUUGGUGAUUCCACUCGAAAGACAAAAAAGAGACUUGACAUGGGGUGCAAAUCAAAAUGGUUAUUCGUUAGGACAAAAAGGUACGCUUUGGAGUAACGAUCAUCACCAAGUCGAUGGUGAAUACGGUGCAUCAAAGGCUUGGAAUUCACACGGACUUAAACCUGACUCGUACAGAGGCGAAUUGGAUUACUCCCAUAAACCUUCGGGCUCCACAGCUUUUGUCGCUGCUCAUAGAACUCCAGGUUAUGGCACUGAUGGAGCUGCUGGAUUGAAAUACAGCAUAGCUCAAGGAAAAAAUUAUAAUGUAGAUCUAACAGGUCAAUACACACGGCAUUAUGGAGGACCUGGUGGUACAGGUAAACCCGAAGGGCAAGUGCUUCUGACAGGGGAAUACAGCUUUAGAUGUGGUUUGUGCUGGUCGACCAAAACGUUGCUCAUCUUUAAAGGAAAAAUCUCCAGAACGGAAUAACUUAUGUUUAUUUUUAAAAUUAUUAUCAACUUUUUUGUUUGAUGUAAUUUAAAAGUAUGUUUUUUAAUUUUCUCAAACUUCAUUUACUUUUCUCUUCGAUUUAUUGCCAAAAAUAAAAUUUUUCUUUAUGUUAAA
Diorhabda sublineata is the source of this 841-nucleotide messenger RNA. RefSeq lists its product as uncharacterized. Gene Ontology annotation, cellular component: extracellular region. Gene Ontology annotation, biological process: defense response to bacterium. Bases 149 to 706 code for a protein of 185 amino acids. The record is from RefSeq and is a predicted model, not a curated record. The transcript has 3 exons. NCBI's taxonomy places the organism in Eukaryota, Metazoa, Arthropoda, Insecta, Coleoptera, Chrysomelidae.